Molecule: messenger RNA, 3239 nt
Organism: Gymnodraco acuticeps
Lineage: Eukaryota; Metazoa; Chordata; Actinopteri; Perciformes; Bathydraconidae
Exons: 3
Coding region: 845-2095 (416 amino acids)
Biological process (GO): nervous system development; negative regulation of transcription by RNA polymerase II
Cellular component (GO): nucleus
Molecular function (GO): protein binding; RNA binding
Source: RefSeq, a predicted model, not a curated record
GCUGGAGUCUAAAAACAACGUUCUCCCGCCCUCACUACGCCAGGCAAAGCGCCAAAAACCAUCAGGCAGUCAUACGCCUACCAUCAGCUGAGGAGUCUCAUUUCUAAUUAUACACCAAACAACAGAGAGCGAAGGAGAGAGGGAGAGCGUGUGGAAUAUGGAGAGUGUGAUUACAAAUGGAAGAGAGGCUGAGAGUGCUACUCAGCAGCAAACACAGGGUGGACAAGUAAGAGAUUCAGAGAGAGAGAGAGGUGGAAAGUAAGGGAGGGAGAGACGUCAAAUCUGUCUGAGAAAGGUUAACAGGACUGACUGACUGACUGAGCAGAGUGGGAGUGUAAAUGUAAAAAGCGAGUAGGAGGGUAAAGAGAGAGGAAGAGAGAGAAGGCGAAGAGAAAGGGAGGAGAGUGUGUCUGUCUGACAGUCUGUGGAGCUCGUCUGGAUGCUUCUGAUCGCUCUGUUAUCACCUGCAGCCUGGGAGGAGGACACCAGCCAGACAGGUGUGUGUGUGUGUGUGUGUGUAAGGGAGGAGAAUCUGUGGACAUGAAUUUCUGAAGAUGGGUCGCACAGAGGAACAGAUGCACAGAUGGAAGAACGUGUAAAAUCGUGACGACCUUGGACCUGACUAUCCACAGCGCUUGCCAAAAGACUGGAGUCUGUGUCACGUGACCACAACACCUCCUCAGCUUCAGCAGGAGGGCAUGCAGUGCCGGCGUGAGUGACAGGCAGCGCGGGCCAAUGAGCUUCACAACCAACCCAGCUCUGGUCCCGGACAGGGACAGACUCCCGCUCAAAAAGAGGGACCAGAGGCCGAGCCCGCCUCCCCAGCAGCAGCAGCAGCAGUGUGAUGCGGCAACAUUCAAAGCCCCCUACCCUUACAAGGGCCACAGAGACUUUAAGACCAAGCACACAGGCCCCUUCCAGCCCGUCCCGAGGAGGGUUCCUGCUCUAUACCAGCCCUGGACGCACCCCCACCCCCCCCACCAGGUCCAAACCUCAUAACCUCUCUGCAUUCAGGGAUCAUCACAGCUUGGCAGAGUGGAGAGAUGUGAACCCCCUGCAUCCUGGGUGGGCCUUUUCUCCCCACUUUCAGCACCACCUGUCUGGCACACCUGCUCUCCACCUGGGCCAUCCACCCCCACCCCCCAGAUUCAGCCCAGCGUCCCUGUCCAAUGAGGGUUUUCAGAGGGUGUGUGGAGGGUACGGCUGGGAGCAGUUAAAGACAUUAAGGGACAAGAGUUUGAUCGCAGAGAGGCACAGCAACGGGAGGAGUAAAGGGCCGUAUGUGAGGAGAAAAGACAGGAGAGUGGAGCUUUUUCCCAGGGGUGGAAAAGCAACACUUGAGGACCGGACGCACCAACACGAUGUGUCGCACAAAUUAUCAAAGGCUGUCAAACAUCCCUUCUCUGGACAAUCGUUUGUACGAGUAUCACCUGAUAACUCAAACUACAUCUCCAUGAAGGAGGAGCAGUCACGAUCUACUUCCCUCCCCUCCUCUAAGCAGGCCUCUCCUAAUCAUUUCCCCUGGCUGCUCCCUCACUUUGUGGCCGGCUCUCUCAUCGAGCUGAGAGACGGGCGGCUGAGGAGGGUGGAGCACCUGCAGACGGAGGACUUCCUGCUGGGAGCGCUGGCCUGCCCGGACUUACGCCUGAGCAGCUGCACUGUGCAGAGCAUCUCCCCCUCAGCCUCCUCCUCCUCCUCCAUCUCCAUCUCCCGCUUACUCAUCCUGCUUCACGACCAGCAGUCCCAGGAGCUGGUGGAUGUCUACGUGGAGUACCCGUUCUUUGUGCGAGGGAGGGGCUGGUCCUCCUGCAACCCCCUGAGGACGGCUCGUCUCUGUGGCCUGCACUGCCGUCAGCUCAGUGUGGGGGACAUCUGCCUGGCUCUCACCCCCAUCUCAACCCCCCAGCCUCCCCCGUCAGACACCCUGGAGCCAAAGACCUCACCCAGGAAGUCAGAGGGAGGGUGUGAGUCCCUGAAGGCAUCACAACAAGGACUGGGGUUAGCAGAGGGAACUAAGAAGAAGGGAGAGACGGUCCGCAGGAGACACUGUUCGGCCCCUGAGCUGAGGGGCCCGGGGACUAACUGCAUGAAGUGAGGAGGGGUUGCUGUUUUAAAGACAGGAAGCAUGUCAGUCUCUCUAAACUCUGCUUUAAUCAGCCUAUAUUUACCUUCUUUCUACCUCCUGAAUCAUAUCUGUGCUUGACUGUCGUAUUUUUUAAUUGUAUCUAGGGGUAAAAGGAAGGAAAAGAUGAACUCUCAGGAUUUCUGAAUGUUCUGUUAAGGUAGUCAGGGAUUAAACACUGGAUAUUUAAGUUGAGUCAACUCAAUUGUACAUCUAAGUUGCCACCGGAAGAUGCUCCCAUGAGAGUGAAUUGAGCUUCAUCUUGUAGGCUCAAAUUAUAUUUUUGGGUUUUAUUAUUGAAAGCAGUUCUGACAAAAUCAGCCCACGUUGCUUUUUAAGGAAAAUACUCCCUCAGGUGCUUCACCGCUGAUCAUAUCAUUUAAAGUUACAUCUAUUCUUAUGUAAGACUCCUCUAUCAUUAAUAAUGAGGUUUGAUUUGAGACAUAGGCCCUACUGCUAGAAUGACAGAAUAGUUUCUGAUAAGACCUUGGUUUGAGAUUGCAUCUGUAGGAUUAAGUUUUACGCUUCUACCUCUUUUUUCUAUUUAAGAUAUAUAUUUAAGGUCUUUUUAACGGUGUGGGCUGUGUUGUAAUGUGCUGCGUUGGAAGCGCUCAGCUUCUCAGUGAAUGUCAGUGUGAAUGCAUUUGUUGCCUGGUUGUUGUUGCACUCUAUUAUAUCUGCUUUGCUUUUGUACUGAAGCUUCAUUUUGAAUGGCCUGUUCAUAAUUGAGGAGAUGCUUGUGCCAUUCAAAGUACUUCAAAAGCACAAUCGGUGAGUGGAGAACGGUACGCUGACGUGUCGGGACCAUUGUAGGUAGUACAGAGCCAGGAAGGGGGGGUCAUAUUUUCAGAUAAUAAUAUUAUAUAUCACAUUUUUCAAAAUUAUAACUUUAUUGAAUCUCUGACAGUUAAAUGUUAAAUGAAGAAGGAAUCACAAAUUCAAAAAGAAAACCAUAAUAUUUAUUGAGAUUAAAGUCACACAUUUCCUCUAAAAAAAUGCAAUUCUAUACAUUUGCAAUCAGCUUCGGAAAUAUAAAAUGCAUAGUCUGUUGUCAAGUUAUUUUUCCUUACAGAACUCAAUUCUGACUUCAGAGAUUAUUAAAAGUUUUUGUCCCAUA